CUUUUCUUGGAAAUACCGAUUUUCGGAUGACUUAUAAAUAUCUGAUCGUGCAUGUCAUGGGCUAAAUAAUAGAGCUUUUUCAUUCAACAAAACUUAUGUCAGGAACAGCUGAGAACAAUUCCAGUAAAUAUGUCAACGCCUUACCCCACUCCAGUGGAUUGACCUUUGCCGCUUCUUCAAAAACGGAGCCUUGGUUUACUAAUUUGAAUGACCUAAUGUCCGAAAAGGUUGGUGGGAAAGUGAUAUUUGCAACUGAUGACAGAUAUGGUGUGGCAGAAAACAUUUUACAGGCAUCAGAACCCGAGUGGAAGGAGGGUGUGUUCACUGAGCAUGGCAAAUGGGUGGAUGGCUGGUCAACGGCAAGGAAUGAGGAUCCUGACGGAAGACACUGGUGUGUUGUAGAAUUGGGAGUCCCUGGUUUAAUUCGAGGCAUUGAUGUUGACACACUUUAUUUCUCUGGCAACUUUGCAGAGAAAGUCUCCAUCCAAGCUGCUCGUUUGAACAAGUCAUUUCCUGCCAGGGGAGGUCACGUUGGAGGUUCUAAAUCCGAUGAAGAUGAUUGGAGUAUUGCAGCUUUCGAAUCAGAGAACUGGGCAUCAUUGGUACCUCGCAGUGACCUCAAGCCUGGCUAUCCCACCUCAUCUCACAACUACUUUGAGGUGGAUUGGGAGGAGAUGUGGACCCAUAUUCGGCUCAACCUAUUCCCCGAUGGCGGGAUUGCAAGGCUUCGGGUUUAUGGUCAAGCUAAGAAAGACUGGACCAAAGCACAGAAUGAUGAGCUUGUCAAUCUGGUGGCGAUGGAAAAUGGUGGAAUCUGUGUCAGUUACAGUAGUGCCUGCAGCGGUCAUGCAAGAAAUGUUAUCGCUCCUGGUGAUGCCACAGCCAUGGAGGAGGGAUGGGUAACAAGCAGUACAGGGCUUCCUAGUGGCGACUCCUGUGGGCCAGUGAGUGAGUGGGCGGUAUUCAAGCUAGGACAUCCUGGUGUCAUCGACAAGGUUGAGGUUGACACAAGCUAUUUCAAGGGGAACUUUCCGGAUUCCUACAAGAUUGAUGGCUGCCUGAUCACAAAUAGAAAAGAUGAGAAAACUCUGUUACACGAUCCUAGUCAAAUGUCGUGGAGGGCUGUCCUACCCGUCAAGAAACUUUCUGCGGACAAUCUGCAUGUCUAUUUAAAUCUCCCACAACAGGAGGUGAUAUCUCAUGUUCGUCUGGCCGUCGUUCCAAAUGGAGGCAUCAGUCGGCUUAGGCUUUGGGGAUACCCACAAACAUCUGCUGAGCUUAAAGCCAAGUUGUGAUUUACUGACUUUAGCAAGAAAGAAAUACAUGUAUGGAUUGAAAUUUGUUGGAAUCUGUUCAAAACCAAUGCAAUGCUAGUGUACUUAUAUCUUAUAUGUCCUCGUUAUUUGCCAAUGGUCUUUAAAGAUGUAAUCAGUGCAAAGUCUUCCCAAAUAUUCUGUUAGAAUUUAUGUGUUUCCCUGUUGUCUUACAUACAGUGUGUAAAGCCACGGCCUGAAAAACCGUCCUCAACAAUUUGGGCAGCUGCGGCCAACCUUAUGCAACUAUAUGAUGUUGCCACUUAUAAAAGUGACUUACCUGCUUCCAAUCAAGUCAAAAGGUGCUAAGAAUCUUUAGCUAUUUGAUUAAAAUGUUUAUAUUUCUGUAGUGGAAGGUUCUCAAGGUCAAAUUAUAUUUCUCAGUUUAGAUGUGGUUCUUGUAAAGAGGCCGUGCAGAUGACAACAUCAGAACAAAAAAUCACCAUUUUGGACGUCAAAUUUAUGCUUUUCACCCUCGCUUUGUACUUUGUCAACAGAACAGUGCAGCAAUGGCAGUGGUAUGGCUAUGUCAACCAUGUGGUUAUCAUUCACAUAUGAUGCACUUUGUUGACGACAUCAACAGGUUUAAGAGUGCAGAUUGACGUCCAGAAUGGCCCUCCCAAUGAUGUCACUUCACGGCCUCCAGGUAGGUUUUUAGUGUGAAGCAUAAUAUCAGUUGGAUAGUUGUUGCAUUUUAAAAAUAUAAGCAUUAAGCUUUCUCCAGCCUAUAAUUUUUUAUUCAUAAUAUUUACAUGCUUGGCACCUAUGAAGGCUUCUGGUUGUAGGUAUUUAUUAUAGUUCCUGGUGUCAGUGGAUGUACAUGUUUAGCUGGUACAGGUUCUUUUAAUAUGCUAGUUGGUUCUGGAUUAUUUGUUUGUUAAAUCAGAUGAUUUCUUUGUUUUCAUUUGGUUUAUUGUUCUUAGCAAUUAAGGUGAUGAAUGCUUCACCGUUCUACGUUAUGCAAUCUCAUGUACUGAUCUUUUUCUAAUAAAAGCUGAA
Molecule: messenger RNA, 2312 nt
Organism: Lineus longissimus
Lineage: Eukaryota; Metazoa; Nemertea; Pilidiophora; Heteronemertea; Lineidae
Product: probable inactive allantoicase
Exons: 8
Coding region: 96-1295 (399 amino acids)
Biological process (GO): allantoin catabolic process
Molecular function (GO): allantoicase activity
Source: RefSeq, a predicted model, not a curated record